AGGCCCGGGAUUGCCCGCCUCGGGGCGGGGCCGAGGAGGAGGAGCCCCCCACAAGGUCUCACUACGAGCCGCCUCCGAAUAAAGACACUUCAACUUUGCUGACCUCUCCUCAGUCACUGCCAAGCUACAGUGAGCAGUGUACAGCAAGGGAGAAGAAGGAAAAAAAAAGUGUACAGCAAGGAAGAAGACUUGUUUACGUAGUUUUUUAAUGCUUCUUUGCAUAAUUUGCCAGUGCACGGCGGUUUUUCAGCAGACAGGAUCAUUUUGAGCUUCCAAUGGGAUCCUUUUCUAUUUAAGACCCAGCAGCACCGCGCUCUGCCCAGGCGGCGGCGCAGCCAGGCCCCAGCUCCCGGAGUAGAUCCCGCUCCAGAUCCCAGCGCCCCCUGGAUCCACUGGUCCGGCUCCGGGCUUCAGGGCAGACUCAACCCCGCGCUGGGACCCCAGUGCGGACCCCGCUCUCCACCGAGACCCUACCCCCUGCCUGAACCCCGCUGGCUCUCAGCCCCGCGGGCCCUGCGGGCCGGGGUCUGACCCCCCUCAGCUCCCAUGCGAGCCCCCUCUUGGCCCCCCCCCGGGGCCCCUUUUGCACCAGACCAGGGCCAGAGGCAGCCAGGGGUAAGCUGGGCUUGGCCCCCCGUGGGGGCCCGGGGAGGAGGGGGCAGGGUGAAGGUGCAGCAGGGGAGACAGGUUGUGGGAACAACCAGAGGGGCAUUGCAGCCGCGGGGGGGUGCGGGGUGCCAUGGAGAGGCCACGGUGUGCGUGCAGGGUGCCAGGGAGGUUCUGGGCUGCAUGCAGCCAUCCCUUGGCAGUUGGAGCGGUUGGGCAGCAACUGGUGUUCCUAGCUCAGGGGUUUGUGCCCUUCACCUUCUCAUCGCCAUGCACAGGCUGCUGCUCCCCAGCCUCCUCCUGCACCUUCUGGGCUACCGCUGCUCCGCCUGGGCGGCAUUUGCGCCCCCAAGCUUCCAGCCCUUGCCACUGCUGGUCGCUUGUUCUGACCCCCACGGACGUGUCUAUCGGCGCCACGACAAUGAGCUCUGGGUCUCCUGCCUGUGGGACGGUGCCAUCCAGCUGCGCUACAGACCAGCCCCCGGAGCUGUAUCCACAAGCAGGGAGGGGCAGACUGAGCUGCCGCCCCCACCACGGUGCCACUGGUAUCGGGACUCUGCCUGGGUGCAGGACACCUUUCGCUGGUCAGGAUGGGUGGUGCUGGGUCCAGGCCUGGCUCGUGGGAGCCCAGCUCCACCCUGGGCCUCAAGCCGCAUCACAGUACAGUGCGUGUCGGCCUCAUGCACCGCACCAAUGUGCCUCCACCGCAAUCUGAGCAUUGAGGUUUCUGGACAAGAUGUGCGGCUUUUCCUGCUUUGGCCCCAGGGACUCCCCAUCCAGGAAUGGCAGCCAGUGCAGCUGGGCUGGUGUGCACGCCUGAAGAGCUCCCGCUGGCAUUAUCGCUUCAGUAGCCAUGGGAGCAGCCCCCCUGCACUUCUCAUCCCCAGCAACCAGCAUCGUGAGCCACCCCCAGCUUCUGCCUACCCCAGAGUGGAGAUGCACCAUGCCUGUGCCUCCUACUACAGCUACCACCUGACUCUGCGUUAUCAUCGCCCUGGCCUCUACAUUGUCUCAGUCAGCAUUGAGCAGGGGCCUCCCGUCAGACUCAGUCUGUCUCUGAGGGUGGAGCCUGCCUUACUCCAUGUGCUCAGCAUCCACCCUAAGAUGCUCAGUGUCUCUCAGCAGCCCCUCAGCCUGUCCUGGGAGCUCCAGACCCUUGGUCCCAGGACACUGGCUUAUAGCCUGCUGGAUGUGCAAGGUACAGGGAACUGGUCUACAUCCUACAAUCCUUUUGCCCGGCAGAGCAACUUCUGUGCUCUCCCCACAUCCCGGAAACUUGGCAAGAUGCUCAUAACCAGCAUAUACUUUCAUGUGGAUGGAGACUGGCUGGGGGAACUGGAAGGAGAGCUGAGUUUCUCUGGUGCUACACUGAGCCUGAAAACAAGCAGCCAGACUCCUGUGUACAUCACACUAAACCCCAAGACGACCAAAAUGAGCAUUUACAUUCUCAGCCAGGCCCAUGGACUCUAUUAUAUAACCCAAGAAAAUGAGGCCGGUGCUCCCAAUAAUGGUUCCAGCAUCCAUUAUGUACUCUUUCAACAGCAGAACUUCUCUUACCUACUCACAGUUGAAUUUGUCAAGUUGCAGUGCUACAAGUUCAACAUGCACCUUUAUCUGAACCGGCAAGGAGCCCUCUUCAGGUCUUUGGUAGACAGAGAUAUCGAAGUCCAUGUUUUCAACAGUACCCCUUCUUUUUUGCAGACUUCAAUUUACAUUGUUUGGUUUAUCCCUGUGCAACAUCCCAUGCUACAAUGUGAGUGGACCUUCAAUCUGCAGGUGUUUGGAUCAAAGAAAGAGCACCUCAUCCAGAACAGUACUUAUACUUACAAUGACCAUGUGAAAAAUGCAGCACACUUUGUCCGGCGUUCUGUUUUACCUUUUAAUCCUGCCCGAUACACAGGGUUUGUAGCAAGAGUGAACUGCAUCAGAAAUGGACUUGCACCUGCUGUGUUAAAAGUCACAGUCAACAAUUAUGCUUCCAAAGUCAUAGAGUCAUUGGUCUCUUGUCAGCGAAGAACCUGUUCCCUACAGACUGUUCAGAUCAAGAAACCUGAUCUCCCUGUUCCUGUCAUACGCGGUAGAAGGGAGGUGCUUCUUACUUUGUUUGUCAUCAUCCAGUCGAACUGCACCGGAAGUCUAGUUACAAACCCACUCUGGCAAAUUUAUGCUGUUCCAGACAUGACAACUGAACCAGACUUGACAAACCCUGUAGAUACACCCAUGAUCCGGAAUAAAAACAUGGUCUUUUUACCAAUACCCAAGCAUAGUUUAGAUACUGGCUUAUAUCUGAUUACUUUCUCUGUUAACGUAACUUCGAUAGUCACUUCACAAGUUCUGAGUGGAUCGGACCGAGUUUACGUUCAAAUUGAGUCAGGUGACCUGGUGGCAAACAUUAGAGGAGGCAGUUUCCGAACAGUGGGGUAUUCAGAUGAGUGGACUCUGGAUGGAUCUUCUUCCUCUGAUCCCGAUUCAUCAACAGGAUUAGAGGGAAUCACAUUUACUUGGUAUUGCAGCAAACAUGAAGUAGACUAUGUAAAUAUGCAAUUGAGUGCAAGCGGAGCCUGUCAUCCGGAUCAGGUGGAUUUGAAGUGGAUAAACUCCUCUGGUCCUAUUCAGACCAUUUUGCCAGAAACCCUUCCAGGGAAUGCCAGGUAUCAUUUUCGUCUCAUGAUUGAAAAAGGUGACAGAAACAGUUCUGCGGACCAAACUGUUAGUGUGCAGUCUGGACGUCCACCACGCCUGAAUGUUGUAUGCUUAGAAAACUGUGGUCGAAUUGUAAUUCCAACUGAUAGAUUUACUUUAUCUGGGAAAUGCCUAAACUGUAGAACUACUAGUCGACUAGUCUAUCGCUGGUCACUUUUAUCAGAAAGUCUCACUGAAAAAAGAUUUGAUUGGGCUUCCAAAACAUCAACAGGGAGGUUUACUGCAUACUUGUCUAUAAAUGCUCUAAGUUUUAUAGAUAUUGCAGACCAGUCAUAUACACUUGUCCUAAGAAUAACGACUGGGAGUGGUGCAUCAUCAGUCUACAGGUAUUCUUUUUAUGUCAAUUCUGCCCCUAAAAUUGGAAGGUGCGCAAUCAAUCCAACUGAGGGUAUUGCAUUCCAGACCACCUUCAUCGUUCAAUGUAGUGGAUUUUCAGACAGGAAUUUACCUCUUACAUAUAAAGUAAUAGCAGCUUCAGAUUCAUUAAAAACAAGUAAAAUCACUACUCUGGAGGAAAAUUCAUUUGGGACAAUAGUCUAUUUUGGUUAUAAACCGAAAUCCCCUCCUUCUUUUCUCCCUAUUGGCAUACCAUUCAAGAACUAUGCUCUUACAAUCUAUAUCCAAGUCUCUGAUUCUCUUGGAGCAUUUUCCCAAGUAAGUCUGCAGGCAACAGUGCGGGAUCCAACUGAAAAUAAACCACCAGAAGUGGUACUUAAUGAACUGUUGGCUUUAACCAGUGGGUCAGAUGCACCAAUGACAUCUUUUCUUGAAACUGGAGAUUUUUUUAAUGCAGGCUAUUUGGUCUAUAUGGUGGCCUCCCUUUUAAAUGAUGUUGAAGAUGCACCAGAUCUCCAGGUCUCUAAGGCUGAAUUUCGGGAAAGCCUUCUUAACAUAUCUAUAGGAAUUUCUACUUCCAGUAUAAUGGAAGUUAAUCAAGUAACCGCUUGCAUUUCUCAGAUUACAGAGGAAAUUAGUGAAGUCAAUGCUGAAUCACAACGUAUUUCUGUUAAUAAACUGUCAGAAGUGGGUGAGGCACUGAAAAGGCAUCGAAAGGGAAACCUUGGGUCUGAAGAAGCAGAGCUACUGACUGCUGGGGUACUAACGGGCUUAUCCAAUGUCUUGAGAGCUUCUCUUAACGAUGUCAAUGUGAAUGCAGUUAAACAAAGCUUCUCCGUCAUGGAAGAUUUAGCAGACAUUGUCUUACAUGGCAAAGUCCCUGGAAAAAGUGAAACGCUCAUGGAGUCCCAAACCUGGAAUAUGACACUAAAAAAAGAUGAAAAGUGGGAUGUUGCAAGUGCUUUCUCUGCCAGGAAAGAUUGCCAGAACUGUUUUUACCCGACGCUGAAACAGGAAAAUCAUUCAGAAUUGCCAGUAGAUGCUGUUAUUUCCACAGUUCUUUAUGAAUUUGAAGAGAACCCCUUCCCUUGGUUGGGUAACCUCUCUGAUAUUACAACAAUGGUCACUGGGUUCAAAAUGAUGGGCGCUAAGGCUAAUGGUGACAUCAUAGGGAUCGUUCCUGAAGUAGCAGAGAUGAUGAUUGCUAGAAAAGAUAAGGAUUCUGCAGCUUUUCAGCUGACAAUUGGACCUGAUAAGACACUCCCUCAAACAACUGGAAGAUUUGCUUUUGAAGUGAACAUAAACUCCAGUAGUAUAUAUAUCCAGAUUUUGACCCAAUUAAAAGUUUCUUUUGAGGUACUUCUAUAUGCAGAUUUUAAUGUCAUCCAUGACUCUCCAAUAGCUUCUUUUACUGCAUCUCCCAAAUUUCCUACAAGUGGGAAUAAGUCAAGGAGCACUGAUUGUGAGAUUCAGACUCCUAAUAUUAUCUGUCUCUCACCGGCAUUGCUAAGGGACACGGCCCCAGGCAGCGGGGCCAAUAGAUGGAAUGUCUCUGUUGUCUUGCAAACAAGCUCUGUUACACGGAAGCAAAACAAUGACUUGGUGAAAAUAGCCCUGUUUAAUGCUGAGUGUCUAGACCUAGAUGGAGUGCAGAGUCAGUGGGAAGAAGGCACAUGUACAGUUGGCCCUAAAACCAACUGGGAAAGAGUGCACUGUGUCUGCAAGAUGAAACCAGGCACGCGGUCAGCAGGAAGCCGCAUGAUCCCAGGGUCUUUGAAAGACAAUAUCAGAUUCCUGGCUGCCAAAGUGUUAGUCAUUCCCAACAUAGUAGAUCUGGAAAGUUCUCUUUUAGAAAACAUACCCAGGAAUCCAGUGACCCUUCUAACUGUGGCUUUAAUUUUUUUGAUCUAUUGUCUCUUGGCAAUCUGGGCCACGAGAAAAGACAGGGUUGAUAAACUCAGCAGAGACAGAGUUAUAGUUUUGCCUGACAAUGAUCCUUUUGAUAAAGUAUGCUUCUUAGUCACUUUAUACACAGGCAGUCGCUUUGGGGCUGGAACCACAGCAGAUGUUUUUCUUCAACUCAUAGGCCAACGUGGCAUCAGCGAUGUGCAUUGCUUACAGCACCCAAAUUAUCCAUUUUUGCUUCGUGGAGGUACAGAUACUGUUUUGCUAACUACUAAGAAUUAUUUGGGAGACAUUUAUGCUUUGCGGGUCUGGCAUAACAAUGCAGGGUCUUCUCCAGAUUGGUUUUUAAGCCGAGUCAAAGUUGAAAAUAUGUACACUAGAGAAUAUUGGUUGUUCAUUUGCAGAAAAUGGCUUGCUCUUGGCAAAAAGGAUCAUUUGCUGGACAGGACAUUUGUUGUUACAAAUCAAAAAGCACCUUUAGUAAAAAAGGACUAUUUCUUGAUAAAUUUUGCAAAUGACUUGAUAGAUAAUCACAUAUGGUUUUCUGUUUUUGCUCAAGUUGUCACCGGCUCUUUCAACAGGCUCCAAAGAUUGUCUUGCUGUUUGGCAGGAUUGUUAUUGACUCUGCUCAUAAACAUUAUGUUUUUUAAUGUUGAGAAGAAUGAAGACUAUUCAAUAGAAAUACGGUAUUUGAGAUCAAUAGCCACUGGAAUUGAAAGUGCUUUGGUUAUCAUACCGGUGCAAAUAAUUAUAACUGCAUUGUUUAAGUACUCCCAGAAGGAGCCACCUUCACAGAGAACAGAGCAGAAGCCCACAGAAGAAAGUUCACCCUUCAUGUCUGAAAACCUGAGGAACUGGAGGGAGCGCCUACAAAAAUGGUACCUUUCAGAAACUUCAGCACGAUCUGCGAGUCCCAGGUCUUUGGAGAACCCAUCCCAUUCCGGAAGUCCCUACAGUUCACAAGAUAUUAGGAAGGAAAAAAACCAAAGAAAAUCAAAUAACUGGAGUAACUGUGCCAUUUCUGAGGGUGCUGCAAAUGCUAUUGCAGCAGAGGAGGAGCAAGUACCAGCUGAGUCAACUCGAGAGCCAAAAACCCGACAGAAUCUAUCACCAAAUACCAAUUUCAGCAAUAAUUAUGCAGAACAAAAGGGCGAUGGCAGUAGGAAAGAAAGGAGGCCACUAAACAUUCCCUACUUGCGCUUUCGCAAGAGGCCAGAGAUAAUUUUUUCUUGGUGGUGCAUCUAUGUUUCUUGGGCAUUGAUCAUAGCAGUGGCUGGGGUGUCAUCAUUUUUCAUCAUAUUAUACGGUUUGUCCUAUGGCUACCAGACCUCACUGGAAUGGCUUGUAGCCUCCAUAACAUCAUUUCUUGAGAGUGUGCUGCUUUUUCAAACCCUCAAAAUUGUCCUUCUAUCUGCCCUAAGCGCAAUUAGACCAAAGUACUGUGUACACAUCCCAUGGUCAACCAGGGAAAACUAUCUUGAGAUUAAGUUGGAUGAUGUUACUAUGGAUGCAGAUGAGAUGAGAGAAAUGCAUUAUAAACUUGUGAAAGCCCGAGGCACUAAGCAGUAUCAGCCUUUAGAAGAAGUCGAGACUGCAAUCAUGUUGAAAAGAGAGAUGAUAAAAAACAAAGCUUUCAUUUUCCUAAAGGACACCAUCAGUCACUUUAUCUUUUUAACCCUUGUACUGAAUAUUGCUUACUCUGAAGAAAACACCAACAGUUUUUACUACAACCAGGUUACCCAUAAACAGUUUUCUCUUCAGCUGUCCAGUGUGGCACAACUAGAACACAUUUACUUGUGGAUGAAUAAUGUUUUUCUGCCUUUGAUCCACAAUGACAACCAACCAACCUUUCUUUCAGACAGCUGGUCCAAAAUCCUUGGUUUACCUAGGAUGCGGCAGGUAAGGGCUAAAAGCACUAAAAAAAAAUGUUUCCAGCCUGACAGCUUUGUAAAUAAAUUUGUGAUAAGUGAAAGCCAUUGUCUUCCCAUAUAUGGCAGUGACCCCGAAGAGAAAGGUGACCAUGUUAGGUCCUGGACAGAGGCUACCAACAAAUCCGUUUUCAGUGAUGCCAGCAGCUAUGCAGGAUUUACUUACCAGUCAAACAGAAAUCAAUGGACUUAUUUUUCAUAUGGAGAGUUAUAUACAUAUGGACCAGGGGGGUACACUUUUUAUUUUUUCCCUGAAGAACAACGGCCUAAUUCAACCAAAAGGCUGGAAGCUUUACAAAAUAGCAGUUGGCUUGAUGAAGAGACAUGGGCUGUGAUUGUUGAACUCACUACAUUCAAUCCAGAUAUACAUUUGUUUUGCAGUAUCUCCAUUAUAUUUGAAGUUUCUUAUUUUGGGCUCCUCAAUACAAGCUUGUCCGUACAUUCCUUUACACUUCCCAUUUUCCGCCAUCUAACUAAAAUCCAAAUGUUGGGCUUCUUGGCUGUCCCUGGUUUUCUCUUCAUUUAUAUUGCAGAUGAGAUUCACGUGAUAUACCAAAAAAGGAAAGAUUAUAUAAAAAAUGUUUCUAAUUUGAUCAACUUUAGCCUGAAGUCAGUGCUUUUUGUCUUUGUUGCUCUACAAGUUAUCAAAUUUAUGAUGGCAGAAGACAUAGUCAAGUUUUACUUAAUUCACCCAUACAAUUUCAUCCCAUUCCAUGCAGUGUCUCAUGUAGAUCAGACCUUGAGGAUAACUCUGGGCUUUCUGGCAUUUCUCAUUGUUUUGAAAACUCUCAGGUAUUCCAGAUUCUUUUAUGAUGUUCGCCUGGCACAAAGAUCAAUCUUGGCAGCUCUUCCUGGAAUCUGCUCCAUGGCACUUGUGGUGGCAGUGUACUUUUUUGUCUACAUGGCAUUUGGCUACCUAGCAUUUGGCCAGCACGAAUGGAAUUACAAUAAUAUGAUUCAUUCAGCUCAGACUAUAUUCUCCUAUUGUGUUUCAGCUUUCGAGGAUACUGAAUUUACAUCCAACCGCUUACUGGGUGGUCUUUUUCUAGCCUCUUUUAUGCUGGUGAUGAUCUGUGUCUUGAUUAAUUUGUUCCAAGCUGUUAUUAUGUCUGCCUAUGAAGAUAUGAAACAGCCGGUAUAUGAAGAACCAUCUGAUGAGGCAGAAGUGGUUACCUUUCUAGUUCAUAAGAUGAGAAGGAUAUGGUAUUACAUCACCUGUAGGACACCUUCCACAAGUGAUCCUGAUCUUUUUCACAGUAUACUGUAUGGACAACCUGAGAGGAGGAACUACCAACAUUUAGGGCUCAAAACCAAAAAAAUAAAUGGAAAGAAAAUGGUUUAUCUUGUCAUAUAGAUAAUGCAGGGUGUUAUAUGCAGUAAGAACAACUGCAAAGAUUGUCCAAAUAUUACAGAGAAAAUAAAUUAAUUUGCCAGGUGAACACCGAGAACAUUUUCUAAAGCAAUGUGAGGGAAUUCUCAACAUUUAACCACUCAUGACAAGUUCUCCUAUUUAUCCCAGAAUCCUAUGGCCCAAUUUCCAUGAUACUUUAAAACAGGCACCAAUUUCUACAAUAAUUCAUAGGUUGCAGGUGAGGGAUCAGUUCAGUAGUUUUGGGGUCAUUCUUCCCUCUAAUGACAAUAUGAUUGCAAAUUGGGGCUGAUCAAAUUUGCUUUGAACAGAGGAUUCAAAAUGUACCAAGAAUUUCUUGACCCACAGUUUGAUGGCUACCCUUAACAAACUGCAAUCUGAAAAUAUAAGAAAAAAUAGGACAACUUUUAGUAAGUCUACUUAGCAAUUUAAAAUACUUCAAGCCUAAAUUUCCCUAACAAAGGAAUUUAACAAUGUUAUAGUUCUCAAGAAAAUUGGUAUUGAACAAAAACUCUAAAGUUUAAUAUUUUCUGCAUCUUUUCAGUACAAUUUUGUAUUUUUCUACUGCACCCGAAUAUUAGUUAAUGUUACCUUUUGCUAAGUGAAGACUAUAAGGCCCCAUCUAUAUGUUACACUUAAAGUGUGAUUAACCGUUUAAUCAUGCUGUAACUUGUGACCUAGCUGCAAACUAGCUAGCUUUAUCAGCUGCAGGGCCUACAGAGGGGGCAGUGGGGAAAAUGCUGCCCAUCCCCAUAUUGCUCACUGCGAGGGCAGUGGGGGGAAUGCUGCUACCACUGCAAGCUUAAUCAGCUGUGGGACUUGCACCAGUAGGCAGAACACUACCCCUGCUGUGAGCCUUGGCGGCUGCCUGGCUCAGAAGGAGGGCACCAGAGGGAAUGCUGCUGCUACUAUGAGCCUCUUCAGCAGUGGGGCUUGCAAUAGAGGCAGUGGGCAGAACAUUGGCACCGCUGUGAGCCUGGCCAGCUGUGGCGCUCACAGCAAUGGGAGCUGGUGCAGAGGGAGCCUGGGAUCGCAAUCCUGGGCUCCCCCUACACCAGCAAAAAGGUGUGAUAGGAUCUGAUGGUGGAUCCCACAGUCAUGCUGUCUGCCACGCAUAUGUGGUAUGGCAGGAGGUGUGACUGUGUGGAUUGAGCAUCUAUCUUAUCGCGCCUUUACCUGACCAUCUGGACUAGCCCUAAGAGACCAAUAGGUACACGCAAGAAGAAAGGAUUUGCUUCAUCGCAUCAUACAGAAGAACUGCCUUGAAGCUUGUUAGCUGUAUCCCACAGUCAUGCCGCCUGCCAUGCAUGUUUGGCAUGGAAGGUGUGACUAUAUAGAUUGCACAUCCAAUCCUAUUACACUCUUACUUGAAUGUCUAGAUGGAUACAAGAGACCAAUAGGUACAUGCAAGAAGAAAGGAUUUGCUUCAUUACAUCCUACAGAAGAAAUGUCUUGAAGCUUGUUAGAUAAAACUCAUGAUAAACCCUUUUUCUGGUAUCUCUAUGUUGUUUGCUUUACAAAAUUCAUGUGGACCAGAAUACUUCAUCAUCCUCAUCUGUAAAGAUGCGACUGAGUUUAGUGUGUGUGUGUGUGUGUGUGUGUGUGUGUUCACAUCUUGUGUGGAAACAUUGUCUUACUGCAUCAUUUGAAUAAAUUCUAAGUCUAUGUUCUGUUGCUAGAAGUGGGGGUUUUACCAGACAAACUUCUGAUAUUACUGAAUAUUCAUAGAGAAUUUCUGGUUUGAGUUAAUUUUAAAAUAUUGUCUGAACAUGUUGAUUUUAUUAAAUACAUUUGUAUUACAUGUGUGCAUUUUUCUAUCAGAAAUCAGAAGUAAAUGAAACCUUACCAGCUUCCUCAGAACACAUGACUAUUUCUUGCUAAUAUAACUACCUAAGUGAGGCUCUGUCAGUAACUGGCACUGAAUACAGAUUCAGACUUUAUCUUGUGAAAAGAUCAGAGAUGGAUGUCUCAGAAGCAUCUACAGCAGCUAACAUUCACAUUUUGAUGGCUGUGUCCCUUCCGCAUUUGAUUUAUAGAGCUAAUCAUAUGAUUAAUGUUUAUGAAGUCACUGAAAGGUGCAAGUAAAACACCUAUUCAUAAGGCUUGAAUAUAUUUGUGGGGGAAUUUUUUAUAUAGAAUAUGUUUUGCUAUUAAUUUUUAAUAUUCUUUGACUGUCCUCAGUGAGUUGUUUCUCUGAUAUGAUGCAUAUGUCCUUUUGGGCAUAAUUAUUCUUUUUUCUGCAAUUCUGCUAUGUGUUAUCUACUCCUGGUAGCUCCUAUUUCACAGUCCUGCAGACUAACAUAAGAAACUAACAUAAGAAAUUGAAGGAUCAGAAAAAGUCUCAUUAGUGAAAAUCUAAGUGAUCCAGGUGAACAUUUGGCCAGGAUCUAAAAGUUGUAUAUGUUAUACAUAGCUAAGGGAGGAUCCAUGGGGAGAUGCAGUUGCACCUUGCUUUGAUUCCUGGUCCACUCAAAGUUUAAAACAAGUUGGCAGUGGCAGCAUCAUUUCUAUUCAGGCAGCAGUGAGGGUGUCACAUGACUUGGUGGCUCAUUGUAGUUUACCUGAUUCUUUCUGAUCUCUUCAUUCCAGCAUUAAUGACCCUCUCUUCUUUCUUAAUGUUUUAAGUUUCCACUAAUCAAGCUAUUCUUUUUUCUGUAGUUCUGCUGUCUGCUAUUUAAUCCUGGUAAAGUAGCUCUUAUUUCAUAGCCCUGCAGUUUGUUUUUAACUCUAGCUAAAAACAUUAAUUCAGUUGUGGAAACAUUAACUCUGGUGAACACUAAAACACAUGUGGAAAUAACUUCCAGUUAUUGGAUAGAUACACUGUCAAGAUGCUUAAGAGGCUUGAUUUUCUUUUAUGAUUCUAAAGUUGUACAAUGAAUUCUAAUAACUACAGGACUAAGAAACAAUAUUUAAUUUUUUUCUUGCCUAGUUUGUUGUGUUUUUAAUACGUAACAUAUGAUACAGCAAAUUAAUGUACAAUCCAAUGAAGUGAUAUUUGUUUUUGCUUUGAUCUUAAACUGAAUAAUAUAGCCCUGGGUCCCUAGCAUAUUAGUAAAGCUUUUAAUUUCUUUUUACCUGGAGAAAAAAGUGUAUGAUGCUGCACUGCACCGUUUGUACCCCACUUUUCAAAAUCCUAGAUGUGCCUAUAGUAAUAGCUAUGGCAAUUAUUUCGGUCGGCGGGCCACUUAAGUUUUGGUGAGCUGUCGAGGGUCUCACACAUAAAAUCUUUCAAAAGAUAUGUUAACAAAUUAUAGAUAAAAAACAAAAAAAUCAUAUACUAAAAAGCAAACAUCUAUUAUAACAUUUUAAUUUCAUUUAAAAUAUUUUUCAUUCUGAUUUAUGUUUUUUUUAAUAGUGUAUAUAAAGACGAUUACAUCUAUGUUUCUACCAUAGACAAAAGAUGAAUUACUGACUGAGAAAAGUAGUACUUUGUCCCAGUUCACACAGAGCUUUAAUGAAAGUGUUGCUAUCAAUACUGAGGAAAUAUCAUGAAUGGAAAAAGAACUCAUCAAAACUAGUUCAGAGGAGUCUUUGGUCAGUUACAAACUUGCAUCUGUGACCCACUCAGUCUCUAGUGAUGCAUACAAAUCAGUCAACACUAGAGUCAUAACUGCAAUCAUGCUAUAAAGUUUCCUGCAACUAGACUGGUUAGGGAAUCAGAUUUUAUUAGCUGUUUUGGUGAUCUGUUAUUUGGUUUGUUUAUAAGAAGCCUUACACAGACAUUAGGAGCUCUGGAACCCAAGAGCUUUAUCAUAAAUAAUGAUGGUAUGUAUGCCCAACUUUAACUUGGAGGCAAAUGUGACAUCAACCUGUUUCUAUGCCUCUGGGAUGAGUCUGGAGCUGCAAAGCAAAGCCCACCUUUAAACAUGAGAGCCAAGGAAUAAGAAAGGAGGUCUCCUGAGUUUUCAGUCCAUCAUUAUUUCAUCCUUUGCUCAUGCCUUACUAAAAUUCAGAGAUCAGCAUCUUUUUUAUGAACUUUAACAGCUGCAACUUAUUUGAAGCUGAAAGUUUCGUUUAGGGUCUUGUUUAGCUAAAAUGCACAAUCUAAUUUCACAGCCCUAUAUAUUAAUAUUAUCCCUUCAUAUAUAUGAAUUCAAAACAAUCUUUUGACUUAAUUAGUUAUCAUUUAAGAUGGGAUACUUGUUGGUAGCUAUAUUGAGUUUGAUUAUGAUCCCAGAUCUCACAAGCAUUCCCUUAUAAUCCUUAAUGCUAUUUGUGUUAAGAAUGAUCUCCCCUGCUCUGCCCUAGUCUUCUGGAGAUCAUUUUUUUCCACAUUCACAUUAUUUCUUCAGGAAAUGUGCUUUUUAUCUUUACAACACUUUACAAACCUUAAUUGAUAAGUAAUUUAUUUGAUUUCAGGUGUGAAAUAGUUUUGACAUUUAAGAUCAUGGUUUUCAUAUGCCACUGAAUAAAGAUUGUUGUAAGAUCACA
Alligator mississippiensis (American alligator) is the source of this 13278-nucleotide messenger RNA. RefSeq names its product polycystin family receptor for egg jelly (gene PKDREJ). Gene Ontology annotation, cellular component: membrane. Gene Ontology annotation, molecular function: protein binding; calcium channel activity; calcium ion binding. Bases 547 to 8832 code for a protein of 2761 amino acids. The record is from RefSeq and is a predicted model, not a curated record. NCBI's taxonomy places the organism in Eukaryota, Metazoa, Chordata, Crocodylia, Alligatoridae. Gene Ontology annotation, biological process: detection of mechanical stimulus. The transcript has a single exon.